AUGUACUUGGCCAAAGGUAUUGAACCGCAGUGGCUGCAAGCUCACUCUUCUCCUGAUUCUCUUUGUUCUUAGCACUUGUUUCCUUCACAAUGAAAUAAACCAACAUUCAGCUCACUUUGCAAAUCAGAUUACUAGGAAAGAACUGAAUAUUGAAUACAAUAACUUACCACGCAAUUCAGGUCAUCCCAUUUAUGGACCAUUUUCCUCCAGAUUGAUGGAGUUGUCUUGGGUGGUGGAUGGUUCAUUCUAUCAUUUAGAUCUUUGUACUUCGUAAAUAUUCGGUUUCGGAUACCAUACAUCCACUGGGGAUAGUUUCUCUUCACGUGUUGUUUGACCAUUUUUUUGAACGUCUCUUCUGAACCAGUGUAAGCGAAUUCGGACUCCUUGAAACGAGCUAUCAGAGUCUGUAGCUCUGAUGCCGGAUACUCUGAGAAUUUAAUCCAAGUCCCAGUGAUGUUCCUUUUGAAUAUGGCUGAAACUCGCGGCGUGCUUGAGUGGUGAUUAUCCUGCACAUGCCAUUAAAAAUUAUUAAGACUUUUUAGAUGAAGGUGAAACACAGGCGAGGAACAAAGGGCAUCAACCCAACGCCACCACAUCACAGCAGAAAAUCAACCCUCAUCCAAAGGACCAAUAAACACAGCAGCUCCCACUGCGCUUUCCCUCAUCCACAAAUGAUUAAGGCUUACAUAUUUGUUUUUGAAACCUAAAUAAAGAAGCAGGCACUAGUAGUGUCAUAAAGGGUUUACUGACCUGUUGUCGUUAAAUUCCAAGAAGAGGUUGUGACCAGGUUUGACUCCCUUUCCUGGACAUCUUCCUUUUAUUUUUUUGGUGGUACCAAUCACAAGUAAACAAAAGUCAGCUAAUCAGGAUACUUUGUAAAAUCAAACUAAACAAAACAAUGACAGAAGAAGGCUCACUGUUCAAACUUGCACCCUCUGACGAAGGAUCCGCAGUUGAUUGAUGAGCAUCGGAAUCAACCUGCUCUGGUUCUUCUUCCUCAUGUGUAACAGGGUUUGUUCCUCCGUUCUCUGAGUUUCAACAACAGGAACAUGAUUGGUGUUCCUACCUUCUUGUCCUUCUUGCUGACUCUCUUGAACAGGAGGCGGAGAGUUGCUCUGCUCUCUUUCACGAGGUGUAGAAUCCUCCCUCUAGUUCUGGGAAUGAAGGCGUUUCUUUUUCUUUGCUAUCUAGUCAAAGCAGAUUUCGUGAAUUGGGGGAGAAGAAUGGCUAAGAAGAAAAAGAAUUGGCAGAGAAGAUAGGAAUUGGCUUUUAGGUUCCUUUGCCUCUGCUGAAGCGUGAUUCUAGAAAUUAAGUAGGGUUUAACAACUAGCAUUGGUUGUGUAGUACUGUAGUUAUUGUGGUGGAAAUCGGGGUAAAAAAAUCCCGCCUUUUUUAACCAGACAAAGAGCCUUCGGGAUUAGGCGGUGUUUGUUUAUUUUUCUGAGUAAAUCUCGUUGGAGAUAUACCAAAGACCACUUGUUUACAUAUUAAUCCCCUAAAACUUAAUUAUUUUUUGCAAUUAAGGAUUAGUUCAGGGAAUUGGGUAGGGCUACACAAUUAAACGACCUAAUGACAUAAGACAGAACAAUUAGCAAAGCCAGGGAAAUGAAUAGAUUGCAUACAUGAAUGGUCAUUUCAGAAAAAACAACAAGAAUGAACUAGUGAUGCAUCAGAGGCAAAAUUGGUUCAGCAUAUUGCACCAUAACAGAGUAAUUAACAAUCAUGCACCAAAUUGAGGUGAAGGAUUUUCAGGCACCCGAACAGAAUCCCCAUUUAUUCAUGAAUGUGCAAUGAACAAAGAUUAUUUACAUGGAUGUUCGAUUGAUACCCAAUCUCAGAGGGUUCGAAGCUGAUUUUAGGGUGCAUGCAUGUUUGAUUUAGACCUGCAAUUGGAGAAAUCAAAGUGCAUCUUUUUAAAGACUAUGCAUGUUAGUUGAAUUCUGUGUACGAAUCAAAACAAAAGAAAGAAAAACGAACCCAUAUUCUGAAGACUACAGAUAGACUCUCCACCAUCAUUCUUCUCACUCAAUACACCAUCCGCUCCAAAACCCACACCCACCAGAGGAUUAGGCUGCCUGACUCACUUCUACUGUCACUCCAGGAAUUGGCCAAGUGUAACCACUUCCUAAAGCGUAGUAUAGCGGGUUUAGGUUUAAUUAUCAACCCGGGUCCUAGAUUUGAUGACUACUUAGUGAGUUCUUGUUAUCUAGCAAUGAAACUGGAAUGCAAGUCUAAACUACCAAACAAACAAAGCAAGUAAACUGUUGUAUUCAGGUUAAAGAGGUCACCCGGAUAUGGUUCCCCCUAGACUGCAGUUAAGCCGGAUUGUAAUUACCAAGUUCAGUUUCUAUGAUAGUUAUACUGCGGAAGGUUCUUAAACAGCCUGAAGUCUCGACUAAAGGUCUUCAGACCCUCCCAAUCUGAGUCUCUAGCGGGCGACUAACCUCCACAGGAGUAGACAAAUUGAGGCCCUAAGAACAAAACCUCCACUACCGGAGUAAAUCCGGUACAAAAUAGUGAGUUGGUUCCUCGACUAAAGUCACCAACUCCCUACCUUCAAUCAAGGAUACUCUAUUAACCUAGGCAUAUAUUCUCAUUCUAGGUUAAAGCAGAAACAACAGGAAUUUGAUCAGGAUUCAAGUCAUUCAAUCAUUCAAACCUCAAUCAAAUAUAAUCAAUCAUAGAAUCAGUACUUGGGUUCAUACAAUCAAAGCCUAACAUACAAAUCUAGGGUUCUCCAUACCCAGAUGAAUGGGAGAACUACUCCAUGGAGAAAGAAGCAAAAGCAGAAUCAGACGCGGAAUUCAUACUGUGAAGGAUGGAUUCCUUCUCCUACGUUGAUCGGCACUUCUCCAAGCUCCAACUGGCCUCCAAUGGUGUUGAAGAUCAAUCUAGGGCACUUGGGAACUCUUGCUCGUCACUUUCUCUCUCUAGGAAUCGUUCUAUCUCUCAAAAACUCGAAUCCCCUUGACUUGUGGCUGAAAAUCUGCUUAAAAGCAUCAGUGGCCAAAGCACGGUCGAGGGCACGGCCGUGUAAUGCCUCAGCCCGCCCGUGCUUUGGCUAGUGUUAAUUACACUAGGAGAAACACGGCCGUGCUUCGGGGAGGACACGGCCGUGCUUUGGUGAAGCACGCCCGUGUUCUAUCUCAGCCCUGCCCGUGUAAUCAGCUCAGCUCUCGGCAUAAAAAGCACGGCCACCAGAACACGGCCGUGUAAUGAUUUAGGUGUGCCCGUGUUUUGGCUCCAGCUCACCGAAAUGACUUCCGAAUGCCCCGAAACUCGCGCUUAGCCUUCCCUUUGACACCUGGGACCUGAAACAUGACAAAAUAGCACAACCCGGCAUAAAAUAGGCCAAAAGCACACAACUAUGCCCCUCAAACGGAUAAGAACUAGGGGCGCAAACAUGUGCAAUUACAUCGUUAUCACUGCCGCGUCGCCUCAUCUGCGCAACUCGAACCUCCGGCCCAUCGGAGCAACCAGAGGCGGGUGUGUCGUCUCCUUUGCGCCCUAGUUCUCCAAGUGACGUAGCAAUCGAAAGCACCAGCGUCGUCUCCUCCGUGCCCCCCCCCCCCCCCCAAUCUUCCAUCAUCGGGAGCAACUAACGGUCUUGAAAUCCCCUCAAUUUCUAGGUAAGUGAACAAACUUGAACUCCGAUAGGGGUGUAAGGAGAGCGCAGGCAAGAUGACGAAGGAGGAUAAAGUGUGUUUCUUUUU
This is a messenger RNA of Linum trigynum, 3713 nucleotides long. NCBI's taxonomy places the organism in Eukaryota, Viridiplantae, Streptophyta, Magnoliopsida, Malpighiales, Linaceae. The record is from the annotation of a GenBank genome assembly.